GUUUUUGGUAUCCCCUAAAACCGGAGCGUUGUGCAUCUCCCUACUCAUCUCUGCUAAAACCGUAGCGUUGUGCAUCUCCCUACUCAUCUCUGCCUAAAACCGUAGCGUCGUGUAUCUCCCUACCCAUCUCUGGCAUGGGCUUUCGCCGUUCACUCCUUUCUAAUUAUUAUAUUCAAUGGUCAGAUCUUUCCCAGUAGUUUUCAUGGCGGUUUGGCAAAAUACGUCAUUUGUCACACAAUAAAUAAUCCUGUUCGUGGAUCCGUCGUUAUGCUUUGGAUAUGUCGGAUUUGAACGAGAAAGGAUGGGGUGUAUUAAUAGUCGGGCAGACAUCAAUGAUCUUCACCCAAACAUCUUUCAAGUGAUGAAUGUUGAUGACUUGGGCAAUCUUAUUACCCCUGGACGCUUAGAAAUCACAGAAUUAGAUAUAGUACUCUAUCAAAGGGGUAAAGCUGCUGUCAAGUGGCCACUGCGGUGUUUACGUCGCUAUGGCUAUGAUGCUGAAAUCUUUAGCUUUGAAUCAGGAAGACGAUGUUCCACUGGACCUGGUAUUUAUGCCUUCAAGUGUCACAGAGCUGCACAACUCUUCAAUCUUGUACAAACAAAUAUCCAGGUUUGUAAUAGCAGUGGAGACGAUACAAUAUCCAGAGAACUACCAAUUGCCUCUCACCCUGGUCCUACGGUAACAACAAGAGUAACAAUACCAACCGAGCCUAACUAUUUGGACCCAACGCCAGCUAGGAGCAAUAGUCGCAUGGGCCCCAGAUUUAGUCACAGCCAGCAAAAUGGAAUUGGGAGGCUAGGAAGCGUGGGAAGUAGUAGCGGUCCCAUGUCGCCUCAAGGAACAAUGGGCUCACCAUCGCCACCGCCCAUGCUACCGCCGCCACCACCCGUCCCACAUCCUCCUCCGUCCUCACUAUACGUCAACGAAGAAAUUCUGUCGUCAGUUGUCAUGGAUAUGGAGCACAAUAAUAACAAAAGCCUUCGACGAACUAUGCAGAGAUCAUGCACUGUGAGCAGUACAACAUCCAGUAGUGGUUUCAUGUCUUCAGAACCUAUGACAUUGCCAUCGAGUCAAGAUCUUAUUAUUAGCCAUGGCAGACCACCACCCUUACCAAUGGCAUCCUACAUAAACGUUGACAUCAGCAGUGACGCCAGUCCACUUUCGCCAUCGCACAGUAUUUCCGAUUCUACUACUCCAUUACGGGAAGAAGCUACCGAAGUAGAUGGUUCACAGCACGCUUACAUGAAUAUCAGCCCUGGCCAAGAACAUGUGGAAUUAGUGACAACAAGAGUACGUCCUCCUCCAUUACCACCGCUUCAACCAGACUGGGACGAAGGUUCCAGGCACUGUUAUGCGAAUUUAGAAUCGAGCGAGAUAGAAGGUCUAAGGAAACGAUUCUCAGGAAUCUCAAUAGCUGAAAAAUCGCCAUUGCCGCCAUCGACACCUCCAGCUGGUCCUAUACGUGAAGUGAACUAUGCAGUCUUGGACCUACGCAAAAAGGAUAUGUCUUUAACUCUGACUGCUGAUAGUGUAACGAACACCACGAGUAUUCCAUCGCCACCAGAUUCACCCAACAGACCUCUAAAAGGAUACGCCACAAUAGACUUUAAUAAAACAGCGGCGCUAUCUCAUUCCGUCAAUCCUAAUCUUGUGAACGAUAGUGAAGGAUCCAGGAAGACUAGACAUAACUCGACGAUCAACGACCUGGCUGCACCGUCUAGGCACAGCUCUUCCAUAAAUUUGAUCAGCAGGAAUAAAAAAGUACGCGAAUAGCUGAUAAAGCACAUACCUAAACGUUGGCUUCGAUAUCAAAUUUCUUUGACGCAAUUGGACUGAAGGAUUUUAUUGUAAUGCAUGGCCUGUCGUGAAGUAGUUGAAGAAAAGUGUCUAUUGACAGACCACCUUUAUCAAAUGGAGGGUACAAUUCUUUUUUAAUGUCUUUUUUACACGUCACUUCGGAUUACUUUUUUUUUUUUUUUUUUCUUUGAAAGUAGUUAACCUGUCACUAAAGUGACUCUAGGCGUGGUAAUAUCUUUUUUAUUGUACGUACAAGUUGUCUUGUAGGUAUAUUGUAUAAUAAUGGUACGAGACUCGAGUUCGAGUUUCUUGAUUUAUGCCGAAGUCUUCGAGUCGUUAAACGUGGAAGCUCUUCGGUUUUCUGUUUUUCUCGCGUGAUCCUCGCGAGAUUUAAUUAAACCGAACACAAAUGACCUUAUGAAGGGCCUUCGUAUUUCAUUAAUGUACAUUGUCGAUUAUUCCUAACGCAGAGGAUAGACUACUCGGAUAGUAGCGAUAUUAGACAAAGUGCGAAUUCGAUGAAGAGCCCUGAUCUCCGUUCGAUAGCUUUUCACAUUGUUGCAGGAGCAUUAAACACAGCCGUGGAAAAGUAGCUCAGCGCCGAUUAAUUAUUUAUUAUUUCGACCGCGUGUUAUGCCAAUUGGAAGGGAAACGUAUAUUUACCACUGUAGCACAUAAAGCCACAAAGUAUGUAGAUUAAGCGUAAUAGACUUUAGACUUGCAGCAUUUUGACCAACCAAAGAGUUUAUUGGUCCUGUUGAUUAUCAUCUCAUUAGGAAAUUUACUUUUUGUAUAUUGUUAAUUUUUAUUAUUACGUAUAAGUAUGAUAAUGAGAUUAUUGGUGGAUGAAAGGGAGAGAGAGAGAGAAAGUGUGUACUGUUGUAACAUAAGCUAUACAAAUUGUCACGAGAUUCGACGAAUCGUGGUUGGUGGAUGAGGCAUGUUAAGCUCAUCAAUUUAAUUAUGAGGAUGAUGACGACAACAAUAAGAACGCGUUGGCUCGGCCCAUGCAAACCGAAUAUUUUAUAAGAAAGCCUACAAGAGCAUCUAAAAUACAGCUAGGCGAAGUCUCGUUCCAUUUUUGUGAAUACUGGAUCGUGCCAAAGAUAAUAGAGAAAAGGAAGGGACGAAAAGAAGAGUGCGAGUAUUUGUUUUUAUUAUUGUAAAUUCUAAAUUAGCCUAACUGAUAGUGUCAAAGCUGCGAUUGAACGGUUAUAAAAUAGACAAGGGUACCUCGUUAGGUUGAUAAAAGCAAGUACCAAACAAUAAAGAAGCAUUGCUCCAUUUUUGCAGCUAUGAUAAUGCAACCAUAUUUGCUAUAGGCAUGUACAUCGAACUGAUUUUUUAUUGAGAUAUACAUAAACAUUAUAAUAUGUAUGAAAAAGAAAGAAAAAAAAAGAAAAAAAGAAAACUAGUGCAUAGAACCUAACAUAGACCUAUGUAUAUUAUUAGGCAUCGAAUAUAUAAAUUUGUGUCUCAACUGCGACAGCAUUAUGUCCAGAUGAGAAAAAUGUGGCAAUUACGCCGUCUUGAACGGCGAAUCGCGAAAUCCUUAAAAUUUCGCGGCAAUCUUGAUAACGUAGAUACGACGAAAUUGGUUCAAAGUGGCGGCUCGCAUGUUUACUUUCUCAAAAUCCACACGUUUCUUCAAGUAUAAUCUACACCAGUUGAGACACAGCUUAACGCAAGUAAUCUGUACACAUACAUUUGCAAAGAAACAGGAAAAAAAAAGAAAGAAAUUUGCAAAGGCAAGUACGUACUACGAUAACCCAUAGACUUGCGAACGAGGAUGGCGCAUUGGCGUACCUUAGGCGAGCAUUAUUACCCGAGUACAAGGCAACCAAAUCCCGAUGGCUGUGAAACAUCAUUUGCCGCGAAUAAUAUAUUCUUCUUCAAUUGAAUUAAGCGCCCUUUCUUAAAUACGUUGAGCAACGCUCAUCGUGUUUAGGAACGAUUUCACACGCAGUGCGUGAAAUAAUUCAUAAUAAGAUUAAGGAUAUGAUAGAAUAUUCAGAGACAAACGUCACUUUAUUUUUCUAUGACGAAGGAACGUUAACGGCAUUCGACGAGAGUACCGGAUGGGAGUUGAGCGAACGAGAUUAAUAAUUUUAAAUAAUUAAAUAGAAAAAGAGGGGGGGGGAGAGACAGAGAAAGCGAGAGCCGAGCAUUCCAAUAUAACUCGCAAGCAAUGUCGCUCGCGCCAUUUAAAAUAGUCAAAAGUUACUCUGGUUCUUUGCAGGCGCAUUGGCGUCGUUGUGUCAUCCUCGUUAACAAGUGAGCCUCACAGUACACCUAAUGUCAAGUCAUAUUUUAAUAAAAGGUAGCUUAGAAUUAUUUUAUAAAUAUCUGUACAUAGGGAACCAAAGAAACACAUGUCAUUUCAUUGAUUUGUGCCUCAUCUCAAAUCAUACAUAUGAAAUAUAUGAAAAUGUUAUACAAAA
Cephus cinctus (wheat stem sawfly) is the source of this 4239-nucleotide messenger RNA. RefSeq names its product fibroblast growth factor receptor substrate 2. The record is from RefSeq and is a predicted model, not a curated record. Bases 302 to 1774 code for a protein of 490 amino acids. Gene Ontology annotation, cellular component: cytoplasm. The transcript is spliced from 6 exons. NCBI's taxonomy places the organism in Eukaryota, Metazoa, Arthropoda, Insecta, Hymenoptera, Cephidae. Gene Ontology annotation, biological process: cell surface receptor protein tyrosine kinase signaling pathway.